Corvus hawaiiensis (hawaiian crow) is the source of this 4794-nucleotide messenger RNA. RefSeq names its product WAS/WASL-interacting protein family member 1-like. Bases 1 to 1266 code for a protein of 421 amino acids. The record is from RefSeq and is a predicted model, not a curated record. The transcript has 3 exons. NCBI's taxonomy places the organism in Eukaryota, Metazoa, Chordata, Aves, Passeriformes, Corvidae.
AUGCAGUCCGGUGGAGUAUCCCAAAGCCUCAUCAUUCCGGUGCUGUUGGGCCGGAGCACCAUCCAAGGAGGGUUCAAGGAGCCGCAGCCGUACCGAGCCAUAAGUGCCACCGGUGCGCCGGGCGGCCCGGGCGCGGCGGCGGGCGGCGGCGGCGGCCAGCAGCAGGGCGGCGAGCAGGAGCCCGCCCAGGGCCAGCAGCGCCAGCCCGGCCACGGUGCAGCGGUCGAGGCGGGCGCGGAGCCGGGCUGCCCGAGCCUCCAGCCGCUCCAUCUGCCGCGCCGGCACGGCGGGGUCGGGCCGCGCCGCCCGCGGAACGGCCCCCGCCAGCACCACCAGCGCCGCGCCGCCCAGGGCGCAGCCCAGCGCCAGCGCCAGCCCCGGGCCCGCUGGCACCGGCCCCCCCGCACCCGCACCGGCUCCCGCACCCGCGGCCGCCGCCUCGUCCGGGCUCCGCAGCUCCGCCGCCCGCGGGGACGCCAUGGAACUGCCGCCGGCCUGCGCGGCCAAAGGUCUCCGAACCGGGCUGCUCCUCGUCCUGGGAUCCCGCUUAGCCGAACCGGGCUACCUUCGGAGCUGGGACCCCGCCCGGACUGUCCCUCUUCCGCGGAGCCGACUCCCCAGACCGGGCUGCUCCCCGGCACCGGGCUGCUCCCGUUCCCCGAACCCGGCACCUGCCUCUCCAAACCCGGUCGUCCCACCUGGCUCUCCCCCUUCCCACCGCGCGACCCACCUUCCCGAAUCCGUCUGAAACCCCCUGCGGGGACCUGUGUCCCUGUGACCCCACUAAACUACCCCUCUCCGGACAGUCUCCUCCCGCCGGGCUCUGCCCUCCGGUCCCCCGCUCCCGCACCGGGCUGUGGCCCCGUUCCGUGCACCGGGCUCCGCUCCCGCUUCUCCGCUCGGUCUGCCCGCCCCGCCGAUGUCCGCACCGAGCUGCCCCGCUUCCCCUCCCGGUCCCCCGCGUCGGGCUGCCUACCCCCGCUGCCUCCCCGGCUCCCCGGGCAGGUGCCGGUGCCGCCGCGGGGCGGGCGGUGGGUGCCCCGAGCUGCGGUCGCGCACGGCCGCCGCACGCACACGCACACACAGACACGUACGGGGGGCACACACAUGCACUCACACGCACACACCCGGGAGCACCUGCUGUGCACGUACCCUGUGCAAGAGGGACCCCUCUGUGCACCCCCCUCGACAGCGUCGGGACCCUCCGUGGGCACCCCGGGGGGCUGCGUGGGGAGGGGCUUUGGAGAGGACAGAGCAGCACGCUGAGUUUUGCGUGGGGUCUGCCUGGAGAACGUGCCCCGCACAAGCAGCCGUCCCCUGUGGGGACCCGGGGCAGAGCUGGGCUGGGGACACUGGGGCUGCAACCUGAGUAUCCCCAGCUGCAAAGACAGCAGGGAGAGGUCCCAUAUGGACGUUGCCCACCCUGAGUCCCCACAAGGGUCCAGCCUGUCCCUAGGGAAAGUGGGGGUUGACCUAGGUUUGGGCCAGGUAUGAUAUGCCCCAGCCUGGGACAUAGGAGCCCCUGGGUCCUGCCACGAUCCCACUGCAGUCCCAUGGCAUAACACUCCCCCUUCACACACACACACACACACACACACGUUAUUUACUCAAUUUUUCACAGAGCAUUCAUAGUGCCUGCACUCUGCUUCCCCCUGCCCUGGUACCAGGCCCAGGCCCGUGCCCUGGCAGUGACCUGCUGGCAGCCACACGCUUUCCCUCGUUUGUUAAUAUGACAUGGUCUAUUUCCACAUUUGGAGCAGUGCCUGGAGGUGUGGAUGUAAAUCCCAAGUGAUAACGGGUGGGCUGCUGACAGCUGCUGGGAAGGUUUGUCCAUCGCAUUGCCAUUCCCUUCAACACCUUCACAUGCUUCCAGCAUCUCCACAAGCACACCCAGUGCUGCAGGUGCUGGGUGAGCUCACAGUGCUGGGGCUGCAGGGAUGCCCCUUGUGUCCUGCACCCUGUCCCCAUUGUGUCCUGAGCCCUGUCCCCUCACACAGUGUAUUCCUCUGCAGCUACACUGGGCUCUGUGUUACCCAUAGUGUCUGGGCACUGCCCUGCGUGAAGAUGUCAGAUGGGAGUCUCCUGCCACCUGUGUCAUGACAGGGGCAGGGAUUUUCUCUGAAGUCUCUGUCAGAUACAGCUUAAAUGGAUAAAAAAGGGUCAGUGAGUUUAGGGCGUGCCACACAAAUAAAGAGGCGCAUUUGUGUUUUCUGAGGGCUGGACUGGUGCAACACGAUCCAGGCUCAGCACCCGUCUGGGCACAGUGUCUAUCCAUGGUGCUGACUGGCACUCUCUAGUCCAACACAUGGCACCUCCAGUCUCUGAGAUGCAGCAGGGGCAUGGAGCUGCCAUGGCAGGGGGCUUGGAACGAGAUGAUCUGUAAGGUCUCUUCCAACCCAAACCAUUCCGUGACUCUGUGACUCUAUGAAACGCAGGGCUUCCAAGCACAGUGUCCCCAGAGAUGCAGCCAGAAGUGGGCCGAGAAAGAAGCAGAAUUAAAAAUAAAUAUAAGUGCAUCCUGACACGUUAACUACAUUUAGAGAGGCUUUAGUAUCAACCCACUCCACAGGAAGGCAGGAGAUGCUUGGAGACAAGUAGGUCAUGGGACACAGUUUGUCCCAAAUCAGCAGGAAGAGAUGGAUUUGGAGCAGGCGGGCAUAUCACUGUGAACAGAUGGGCAGGAGCAGAUCUGCUGCCUCACCAUCGCCAAAUUCCUUGGGAAGACAGAACUGCCAUCAGUUUGCUCCUGAGCAGAGCUGUGGUCAAGCCCUCUCUUCUGAAGCACCCAAGCCCUGUGGCUGCCAACGCACCCAGGGAUGCCAAGGCCAGGAGCCCUGCCAGGAUGGGGAUUUGUGGGGCAGAAGCAGAGCCACUCAUGCCGUGGCUCCCGCCUGCCUUCAUACAGGGGUCAGGGCUCCAUGCCGUGGGGUCAGGGCUCCAUGCUGCCCAGGGGGCUGCUCCUGCACCCCAAUCCCACAGCAAUGCUCGAGAGGCCACCUGUGAUGGAUGAGGUGGAAGGAUGCAUCCUGCUGGCAUCGCUGCCUGCACUGUGCUGCCCCAGGAUCCCACUGCCAUUACUGGAUAGGAGCUGGAGGGGACCCCAGGCAUUUGAAGGGCCUCGGGGUAGCCCAAAAACCUUCCCCAGUCUGAUCCUGAGUAGCUGAACGUGAGGCUGGGGGCUGGCAAAGGCCACUCCAUCCCCAAGGUGCUGGCACUAAGGGAAGGGGAGGAGAGAGUGAGACAGCCAAGAUUUAUGCUGCCAGCGCAGGAGCAAAGAGAGGAGGGAGACAGCCAAGGUCAGAGGGAGCACUGCCAAAAUUCACAAUGAAACUGCAGGAGUGCCGGAGGGGAGAGACAGACGACUUGGAAAGAAAAGGAAAGAGGAGGGAGGGAAGGAGUCUGGGAGAUGGAGCAGGGUGAGGGAGCCAGACAGGGAACCAGGGAUGGGAACAUGUCACUCCUCAGACAAAAUGACUGAACACACAUGAGAGGGACAGCAAAUGGGAGCCUCAGGCAGGCAGAAGAGGACAGUAGGAGCAGGACUCUGAUGGAGCUAGACAGGCUGUGGACCUGGCUCUGUUCCCCGACACAGCCCUGCGCAACACAGCCCAAUUUUGGGGAGUGCACAGCUGUCUGGUGCCCACUGGCACUGCUGACCCCUAUCCAGCCUCACCACCGAGGUGAAGUUUCAUUCCUGCCUCCUUAGCAUUCUCAGCAUCCCACAGCAGAGUGAGCCCCCGCAGCCAGCACGGCUCAAGGUGACUCGGAGGUCAGGGAAAAAGCAGCCGGGCAAUUCAGGAGCUGGCUCUACAUCACAGAGAGAUCCAGCAGUUUGGGAGGACCAGAGGUGCCCCACACAUCACGGCCUCCCUGCCAGUCCCUCUGUGCCCCAGACACAGCACUCCAGUGCUCCCCAUGGAUGGGGGGCGGUUCUGAUCCAGCAAACUGCUCCUGGGAGCUGUUGCCACUGGCAAGGUAGGCAGGGCUGGACUUCAGCCUUGGUGCCGCAGAGGGCUGGAGCUGCACAGUUAGCAUCAGGGUGGUUUCCCUCUUGCAAGGCAUGGAGUACCCAGACAGGUUUGGUGCCCUGGAAGAGCAAUGCGCACCUACUCUGGGGCUCGUGGGAGGUUCCUCCAAGUCCCCGUUGGGGAUACACCACUCCAAGGAUGGUUUAUAGCAAAAAUCCCUCUCCUUCCCCAAAUGUCUGAGCCCCAGCCCAAAGGCAGCUGGAGGGAUGGAGCUCUGCUUGCCAUUAUGACCGGCUGCAGAGCCGCACUGGGAAGAGGCUCAGCACUUUUCUGGUGAUAAUUAAGAUCUCAUUAUCUUCAGCUAACACUAGGGAGACAGGGAAAACCACAGGUGCCUUGUGAUAUGGCAACAGCUGAUGCACUGGGCUGUGCCUGGGAGCAGCAGGAGCCUUGCAGUGCUCUGCCUGAAUAUAAAGCAUGCAAAGCAUGAAGCAGAGGGUGACAAACUAUUUUUUUCCUAGCUGGUGACACCUAAGUGUGCAAACAUACUGUCUUCUCCUCUCGGGGGUGGCUGGAGCUGGCACAGAUGGGUGGCUGUGUAUCUUUUGCGUUCUGCCUCUGCACACAGGUCCGACCUGAGGCUCUGGUUUUUUGUUUGUUUGGGGGUUUUUUGUUUAUUUUUUUGUUUGUUUUGUUUUUCCUUCUUCUGCAAAUUUCCUUCACCAGGGGAGUUUUAUCAGACGUGUCUGGAGCCACGCAGGAGCUGCUCACCUGCAGAGAAAGAGAUGGGGCGGUGUCUGCAAGCGGGCUCUUAGAAUGUCAAGGG